AUGACCGCCGUCACAUUCUCUCAUAGCGCGUACACCUCUGGGCAGUACCCGACCGCAUCUUCCUCAUCUAAGUCUGUCUCGUCGCCGACUCCCCGCCACGAUACCUCGAUACCCGAUUUGAAUAUUCCCACUCCACAAAACGGUUACCAGACCCCAACGACCAACACAUCCACUACUAAUGGUACCUCUUCCGCUAUGCCUUCACGACUAGGCUCGAGCGGCCCGACCUACGCGGUACGACCUCCCGAACCAGCGAAAGGCCGUCCGCGCACGGCAACUGACGAAAGAGAAUCCGUCGAACUCGAUCGACGUCCCGUGACGGCCCCCGGGAACAAGCAACAUGUUGUCAUUGCGACCUCCCACGAUGACUCCGACCACGAUCGUCCUAAGAAAGUAGUUACCAAGCCUCCGUUGUUAAGGUCCAAGAGCGAGCAUAUUGUUAGACGGGAAGAUGCAGAUCAGGCGGACGAUGAGAUAUACGAAUGGGGCGCACGGCAUGGGUUUGAGGACCAUUAUCAGUCUGAAGAUAUUAUUUCCCAACUAGCAAGUAACUGGUACUUUUUCUUCACUGAAAAGCGACAUGAGACCACCGGGCAACCAGAAUCCCCCAACUAUGCGAUCGAGGACUGGCGUAUGCGAGAUAGGUUAAAAACCGUUUCAGCUGCGUUAGCUGUCUGCCUUAAUAUUGGUGUUGAACCCCCCGAUCAACUCAAGACGAACCCAGGAGCCAAACUUGAAGCAUGGCAAGAUCCAUUUGUGCCUCCAUCUGCGAAGGCACUAGAAACAAUUGGGAAGUCCCUACAGGCCCAGUACGAAAAUAUCUCGUUGCGAACUAGGUACAAGCAAUACUUAGACCCUUCGGUAGAAGAGACAAAAAGAUUUUGUCAGUCCCUACGGAGGAAUGCUAAGGAUGAGCGUGUUCUACUUCACUACAAUGGCCAUGGUGUCCCAAAGCCAACAGCAUCCGGUGAAAUUUGGGUGUUUAAUAAGACCUUCACCCAAUACAUUCCUAUCUCCUUAUACGAUCUACAACAUUGGCUGCAGGCGCCUACUAUCUUCGUCUGGGACUGUUCUGAAGCUGGGAACAUCCUGAAUAACUAUCAUCGGUUCGUGGAAAAGCAUGAAGAAGAAGAGGAAGCUACUGCAGCGCAGGACCCGAACUACGAAAAGACCAAAUACCGCUCAUAUCUCCACCUUGCAGCUUGUGCUGUUAAAGAGAAUCUCCCUACCAACCCUCGUCUUCCAGCCGACCUCUUCACUGCAUGCUUGACAACCCCUAUAGAGAUGGCGCUAUGGUUUUUCGUCUUACAGAAUCCCCUUAAGACAAGUAUCUCACCAGAACGAGCCAAGAAACUACCCGGUCGUCUGCAGGAACGUAGGACACCUCUCGGGGAGCUAAACUGGAUAUUCACAGCAAUCACUGACACCAUCGCAUGGACUUCUCUACCCCGACAGUUAUUCCGUAAAUUCUUCCGACAAGACCUCAUGGUUGCUGCGCUUUUCCGCAAUUUUAUCUUAGCGCAGAGAAUUAUGAUGGUCUAUGGUUGUCAUCCACAAUCAUACCCGGAAUUACCCGAUACUCAUCAGCAUCCACUCUGGGAAAGCUGGGACUUGGCUGUUGAUUUGGCAUUGGCACAAUUACCCAUGAUGGAGCGAAAAGAGACAGAAGGAAUUGAAUACGAGUAUCAGAGUUCGACCUUUUUCGCGGAGCAGUUAACCGCUUUCGAAAUCUACCUUACCCGCGGAGACGCCAUGCAAAAGAAGCCUCCCGAGCAGCUUCCCGUUGUACUCCAGGUUUUGCUUAGCCAGCAGCAUCGAGUACGCGCCCUUAUCUUGCUUGGUAAAUUCUUGGAUUUGGGUCCCUGGGCCGUUCAUCUGGCUCUUAGCAUCGGUAUCUUUCCGUACGUAUUGAAGCUACUGCAGUCCGCCGCUGCUGAGCUGAAACCGGUCAUGGUAUUCAUCUGGACACGAGUUCUAGCCGUGGAUGUCUCAUGCCAGCCAGACUUAAUUAAGGAUAGUGGCUAUAACUACUUCACCUCCAUACUCAACCCAACCGAAACUCUCCCCGUUCCCAACACCGACGAGCAUAAGGCGAUGUGUGCUUUCGUACUCGCCAUGCUGUGCAAAGGUUAUCGACCUGGCCAGGCUGUGUGUAAUCAAUCGCACACCAUGACGUUCUGUCUAUUGCACCUCAGGAACGAGGACAAUGUGCUGUUACGGCAGUGGGCGUGCCUCUGUAUCAGUCAGUUAUGGCAGGAUCUGCCUGAGGCAAAGUGGCGAGGCAUCAGGGAGAAUGCGCCGAUGAAGCUAUCGAGUCUAACGAAGGACCAGGCCUGUGAAGUACGAGCAGCAGUUGUACACGCCAUGACGACAUUCUUAGGCAUUCCAGAUCUCACGGAUGAAGUGGCCAGGAUUGAAGAGUCUAUAGCGUGGACAUUGUUAGACAUGGUCAACGACGGCAGCCCCCUAGUUCGCAAAGAGUUGCUCGUUUUCAUAUCCCAUUUCGUCCUUCGUUACGAGAAUAAAUUCAUUGUCGCUGCUUAUGAGCAGCUAGUCGAGGAGAAAGAGUAUUUACAUUACCCCCCAUCGGAUGAUGGCCUCGAGCACAAGAUGGGCUUACAUUAUGCCCGGCCCGAAAAUCGUAACUCGGAUGGAACGAUUAAACCCACAGCCCAGGGUUUAUCCUCCAAUACGGUCUUCGCGGCCUGUUGGAAACACAUCCUAAUUCUAAACGUGGACCCCCACCCCGAGGUUCAGCGAGACGCAACGAUCAUCGUUGACUACGUUCACAACGCGCUUCUAUCAUCCCCCGCGGGUUUCCAGGCUCAGAACCUUAUGGACGAGAUCCAAAAGCGCGCGCGACGGUCUCGUGGUCACAAGAAACAGUCAUCGAUUGCACGAAACGGCGUAACAGGACCAUCCGCCUCCGAUAUCGUCACACCAGAGCCUUCGCCCGGUCUUCUCAAGCGAACCGCAAGCUUGCUAUUUCAGUUGCCAAGCAUGUGGGGCGGAGAAGAUAAAUCGGCAAAUUCCACACCAUUGCCUUCUCCCGGGCUUAUGAGAAGUUACUCCCAGCGACCCCGAUCUACUGCAGACUGGGGCGCUCCGCCUGAGCAAAUUGACCAGGCCAAUGCACCAGCACAUUAUCACGUAGCCGAUGAACCCGUCUCUGGAAAGUUCAAAGCACGCCCCCUUGACCAGGCUCCUACUCUACCAAUUCCCAGCACAUUUUUGGACUGGUCAAUUGAGUAUUUCCGCGAACCGCAAAUGCAUCCCAGCGAAGCCGAAGAACCAGGAAGUACCGAGUAUAACGAGCGUCUAUGGAGAAGAUCGCGAAAUGAGAAUAUUCUUCGCGAAACCCAACCACAAAAGCAAUAUGCUGGCAGCAACAGGUGGAAUAACCAGCUAUGUAUUAUGAAUAAUGGUGCUCAGCCGGCAAAGAUGACCUUCCACCAAUUUGAAGACCACCUAGCAGUCGCAGACGAUGGAAAUACCGUCUAUAUCUGGGAUUGGAAGAGGCAAAGCAGAUUAAAUCGAUUUUCGAACGGAAAUCCCGAAGGGUCGAAAAUCAGCGAUAUGACGUUCAUUAACGAAGAUGAUACGUCGUUCUUAAUGACGGGUUCAUCGGAUGGUGUACUCCGAGUCUAUCGGAACUAUGAUUCCCCUAAGAAGACCGAGUUAGCCACGGCGUGGAGAGCGCUCACUCAUAUGGUUCCUAGCAAUGUCAACUCCGGUAUGGUCUUUGACUGGCAACAGGUAACGGGCAAUGUGCUUGUUGCAGGAGAUGUUCGAGUUAUUCGCCUCUGGGCUGCCGCAUACGAGACGUGCAUUAUGGAUAUACCUGCGCGUUCAGGAUCUUGCGUCACAUCUUUAACGUCGGACCAAAUGACUGGUAAUAUCUUCGUGGCAGGAUUUGGGGACGGUGCUGUUAGAGUGUUUGACACUCGACUUCGACCACAGGAAUCCAUGGUCAAGAAGUGGAAGGAUGAUUCUGAUCGACAAUGGAUUAGAGAUGUGCACAUGCAACGCGGAGGCCAACGCGAAUUGCUCUCUGCAAGCCGAAACGGAAAAGUGAAGCUGUGGGAUAUUCGGGCGGACCAACCUCUCCGUGUCAUCCAAGCGACACGUGAUACUCUCCGAACAGCAAGUACUCACGAACAUCUCCCAGUAUUCUCUGUUGGAACAUCCGCACAUACAGUAAAAGUCUUUAACUUCGACGGUCGCGAAUUAUCCCGUAUGGAACCAUACUCCAGCUUCUUGCAGCAAAACCGUGGCGCACCCAUCUCCGCUACUGCAUUCCACCCCCACCGUAUGAUUCUAGGUUGCGCAGCACGAGGCGACCAGCACACCAACCUCUUCACUUGCGCCAAGGAAAAACCCGAAGCUUUUCUAAAUUCGAUAUAA
This is a messenger RNA of Hypoxylon trugodes, 4404 nucleotides long. Its product is annotated as raptor N-terminal caspase like domain-containing protein. Gene Ontology annotation, cellular component: cytoplasm; TORC1 complex. Bases 1 to 4404 code for a protein of 1467 amino acids. Gene Ontology annotation, biological process: cellular response to amino acid stimulus; positive regulation of cell growth; positive regulation of protein serine/threonine kinase activity. The transcript is spliced from 3 exons. NCBI's taxonomy places the organism in Eukaryota, Fungi, Ascomycota, Sordariomycetes, Xylariales, Hypoxylaceae. Gene Ontology annotation, molecular function: protein-macromolecule adaptor activity; protein binding. The record is from RefSeq and is a predicted model, not a curated record.